Messenger RNA from Striga hermonthica, 603 nucleotides. The record is from the annotation of a GenBank genome assembly. Lineage: Eukaryota; Viridiplantae; Streptophyta; Magnoliopsida; Lamiales; Orobanchaceae.
AUGGAAAGAGUAGCCUCCUUUCUCAUCACCAUCAUUACCUUCAUCACCAUCCAUGGCGUAACAGCCAGCUCGAAAGUCGAUCCGAUAGUGCCGGCCAUGUUCAUUUUUGGCGACUCGUAUGUCGAUUCCGGAAACAACAACAACAUAAAUACGAGCACCCUCGACCAGGCUAAUUUCCCGCCAUAUGGAGAGAACUUUACCGGGAGUGUCCCCACCGGGAGAUUCACGAACGGUCAAACCAUACCCGAUUUCAUCGCUAAGCGGGCAGGAUUUAAUAGUUUAACUCCAGUUUAUCUAAGUACGACACAAAAUGGGAAGAAAUAUGAAGGAAAGAACUUCGCAUCCGGUGGAGCUGGUGCCUUAAAAGAAACUUUGAAAGGCUAUCAGCAAGACCACAACACCCACCAGACUGACCGAGUCGCGGCUGGGGUCAUCUCUUCCACCUCCUCUGAAGCUUUGCGGGAGUCUUGGCCAAAGGUGGGUCUCGCCGUCCCUCUGAGUUCCCCCGGCUUCGAAGGGGAUCGCCGGACGCAGCUUCUAGCCCGCAGUCGAAGGAAACCACCGAUUUGCUGGAGUUUCGUUAUCAUGCGCGACUGUUCUUAA